This is a messenger RNA of Cooperia oncophora, 411 nucleotides long. The record is from the annotation of a GenBank genome assembly. Lineage: Eukaryota; Metazoa; Nematoda; Chromadorea; Rhabditida; Trichostrongylidae.
AUGAAUUUGCGCCGAAGACCACGUCCAUAUCCUCGGAUGAUGAUUAGAAGAUUUCCUUCACGGCCAGUAUUCGCAAGAACAAGGCCACGAAAAAUGGAAAGGCUACGGCCAUUACCGAUGGCGACGCAGACAUGGUUGUCUCCGUCACCAGCUCCACUACCACCGCCGCCUACAACGAGCCAGUCGUCGUCAUCCACAACGGUUUUGCCUCAGAAUCACUUGCGCUUAGAAGAGUCCACGCCGCACACAUGCGCCAAAAUGCGUCGUUUGGCUGCAACCUUCGGCAUCCACGACAUUUCCGUCUACGCUCGAAAGAACUGUCGACUCUUGCUGACGUUCGCUCCGGGACAUACCUGCGAACAAAUCGUUCACUUUGUCGAUUCCUGUCACAAAAAUCACCUUCUCAACUAA